This is a messenger RNA of Macrosteles quadrilineatus (aster leafhopper), 606 nucleotides long. Its product is annotated as putative proline-rich protein 21. NCBI's taxonomy places the organism in Eukaryota, Metazoa, Arthropoda, Insecta, Hemiptera, Cicadellidae. The record is from RefSeq and is a predicted model, not a curated record. The transcript is spliced from 2 exons. Bases 1 to 606 code for a protein of 201 amino acids.
AUGAGGAAGACGCAGAGAAUAGGCGAAGAGGACCGGAACGAUGCUUUGGAAAUUCUACAAUUCCGUCUCCCAUCACCUGUCACCCGUCACCCAUCACCCGUCACCCGUCACCCGUCACCCGUCAACUGUCACCCGUCACCCGUCACGCAUCACCAUCGAUAUAUAACAACAACAUCACCCACCACUCAUAGCCCAUCACUUAUCACCCAAAACCCAUCACCCAUCAACCAUCACCGGUUAUCCGUCACCCAUCACCCUACACCUAUCACCCAUCACCCAUCUCCCAUCACCCAAAACCCAUUAUUUGUCACCCGUCACCCAUCACCCAUUACUCAUUACUUGUUACUAAUUACUCAUUACUUAAUACCCAUCACUCAUCACCCAUUACUCAUCACCCAAAACCCAUCAGCCAUCAACCACCAUUCAACACCCAUCAACCGUCACCCGUCACCCAUCACUCAUCACUUAAUCACCCAUCACCCAUCACCCAUCACCCAUUACGCAUCACUUAAUCACUUAUCACUCGUCACCAUUAUUCAUUAUUCAUUAUCAACCACCAUUCAACACCCAUCAACCGUCACCCGUCACCCAUCACUCAUCACUUAA